AUGGCCAAGCGGUCCUGGGCCGUCUCUCAGCCCCUCGGUCGUGCCACCAGCCUGCACGAGGUGCACCCAUCCCUCAUCUCCCACCUGGAAAACCAACCCAAGUCUCCCGGCUCCGCUGGCCCAGGGGAGGGGACGCGGCCGCAGGUGUCUGCUGCGCCGGGGGCCGGCCUGGCAGCCCCGCCCCGCCCCUCCUCGCCCCUCCCCUCCUGGGCGGUGGACGCGCUGGCCACGCCUCCUCUGGAGGCUCCCUGGCGGCUGCGCCUGCGCAGAGCCCUGAGCCCGGCUGCGGGAGAAAAGGGAGCCAUGGCCAACGCCCCUCAGAGAUGCCGGCUCUCAGGACAGUGGGGCAGGCCGAGGUCGAGUCCUGGGACCCAGCGCCAGGCAGCUCUGCCCCUCUGCGCCAUGCCGGGUGCCUCCCAGCCUCAGCCGCCGCAUUCCGUGCACCAUGGGCCCUCCCCACCCGCAUGCUCCAGGGGUCCCUGGCGGGUGACUCCGCCGGCCCAGCACCGGGCUGCCACCCUGUCUGGUGGAGCUUGGCUCGCGCUGUGGCCUGGGCCGCGGACACUGGAGGGGGGCAGUGGGGAAGGGCAGGCCCAGGAGAAGCCCGCGCGUCUGCCCUUCCUUCUCAGGGUUGUCCCCAAGCUGAGGCCUGGAGCGGCCCCGAGGAAGGCAGCUCAGGGGAAAGGCCACCCUGGGGCGGAAGCUGCCUCGGGGACCAACGGGGUGCUGAGGGAGGGUCGCUCGCUCAGGGGGAUCAAGGUCCCCAGGCCCCCAGACCCCCAGGCUGGGCUGCCCCGGCUCACUCCCACAGAUGGCAAGACCCCGACGGGGCACCAGGCACGUUUCCCCGAGGGGCCCCCGGGGGUCUCAGGGGCCAUGGGGGUAGAGGGUGGCAGAGGGGAGGCCACCACGCCACCGUCGUCAAAGCAAACAGAGCAGCGGGAUAAGGGGCCCCGGAACGGCCUGGCGGCUCCGAUUCCCGGGAACCCCACCCCCUGCCCGAGCAGAGACAAAGCCCCGACCACAAAGCCAGGAGAUGGAUGA
Choloepus didactylus (southern two-toed sloth) is the source of this 1044-nucleotide messenger RNA. RefSeq names its product translation initiation factor IF-2-like. Bases 1 to 1044 code for a protein of 347 amino acids. The transcript is spliced from 6 exons. Lineage: Eukaryota; Metazoa; Chordata; Mammalia; Pilosa; Megalonychidae. The record is from RefSeq and is a predicted model, not a curated record.